AUGUUCCUCACCGAGCAGUACGAGCAGGUCAUCAUCCUCGAAGACGAUCUCGAGGUCUCCCCCGACUUCUUCGAGUACUUCGACGCUACCAGUCCCAUCCUCUGGGCCGACCCGACUCUCUACUGCGUCAGCGCCUGGAACGACAAUGGUCAAGUCACCCAUGUGCACGACCCCACUCGGCUUUUCCGCAGCGAUUUCUUCCCAGGCCUCGGCUGGAUGCUCACGCGGACGCUCUGGGAGGAACUGGGACCGACCUGGCCGGGAGCGUACUGGGAUGACUGGCUGCGCCAUCCCAACCAGCGAAAAAACCGCGGGUGCAUUCGACCCGAAGUGUCGCGGUCCUACACUUUCGGCGAGAUGGGGACGAGCAACUCGCAGUUCUACAGCAAGUUUUUGAAGGGGAUAAAGAAAAACGAGGAAUUUGUGGAAUUCACAAAAAUGGAUCUGCAGUUCCUUCUCAAGCAGAACUUCGAUCCGAUGUGGAUCCGAACGAUCAACGAGGCGACGGAGGUGACUCGUACAAGAUUUUCUACGAGUGGGAGAGAGGAGGAAAGAGUGAGGGAUAGUGGGUUUUCGGGGAGCGUGCCGUUUAUUCGACUGGCGAACGAGCUGCAUAUCAUGUCGGACGAGAAGGCGGGCGUGUAUCGAACGGCGUAUAUGGGGGUUGUGGCUGUGCAGACGAAGGGGACGCAGCUGUAUCUGGUGCCUCGCUCGGGUCCUUCGUUUGUUUAUUCUAGCUGA
This is a messenger RNA of Blastocystis hominis, 741 nucleotides long. RefSeq lists its product as hypothetical. Gene Ontology annotation, molecular function: alpha-1,3-mannosylglycoprotein 2-beta-N-acetylglucosaminyltransferase activity. Lineage: Eukaryota; Bigyra; Opalinata; Blastocystidae. The record is from RefSeq and is a predicted model, not a curated record. Gene Ontology annotation, cellular component: Golgi apparatus. The coding region runs from base 1 to 741 and encodes 246 amino acids. The transcript is spliced from 5 exons.